This is a messenger RNA of Vidua macroura (Pin-tailed whydah), 982 nucleotides long. It is a transcript of the gene CFAP161, whose product is annotated as cilia and flagella associated protein 161. The transcript has 7 exons. The record is from RefSeq and is a predicted model, not a curated record. NCBI's taxonomy places the organism in Eukaryota, Metazoa, Chordata, Aves, Passeriformes, Viduidae. Bases 44 to 928 code for a protein of 294 amino acids. Gene Ontology annotation, cellular component: motile cilium. Gene Ontology annotation, biological process: cilium assembly.
GGCGCGGUCGCUAUGGCGACGCGGGACGCGGCCCGGCCCAGCCAUGGCUUCCUACCGCCUCGGGGUCCGCAUCGGGAACUGGCUGGAGGACGAGUACGCGCAGCAGGACCUCCUGAGCGAUUUUAUCCGUAAGAGAGAGAAAGGACAGCUUUUAGUACAGAGAUUAGCCAGACUUCAAGAGAAUAUUUUCAAGAAGGUAGAGCUGUCAGUAUCUUCUGAUGGAUUUGUUCACUUUGGAGACACCGUGUUGCUUAUGAACCCAGACAGCAAAUCCUCGGAGGAGAGGGACCCCGAGCUGUGUGGUGAUGUGACUCUGGCUGUUGACAUGGAAGAAGUGUCCCUGUACUCAGAUGAGCCCCUGCAGAUCUCACGUGGACUUAGUGCAGUCAAGAGGGUGGACCCCAUAGGUCGAAAUGCUUUCUGUAUUAUAAGUGUUGAUGGAAGUGCAGUGGGUGAACCACUUAGAUACGGGCAAAACUUUCUCCUGGGGACAAAAGGAGGGGUUUCUGACAAACUGUUUUAUCUGGCAAGUGACCACAAAACAUUUAGAGAUUUUGCUAAAAAAUCUCGCCUUCAGAAAGUAUUUCUGACAGCUGAGCUUUCCUAUUUGACUUUCUGGCAAGCAAAGUCCUUGGAUCCACAACUGCGUCUUGAACAUGAAGGAUUUCCAGUUCCUGCAGAAACUAAAAUUAUUAUUACUCAUUGCUACACCAAUCGCAACUUAGCUGUUCCAAGGACCUUCUGUGUGUGGUCUUAUUUUGGAAGAGAAUUUGAAGUCAUUUGUCACAAUUAUCUGGACUCCCACAAAGUUGAAGAAGAUAAGAAUUACUGGGAGAUAAUUACAGGAAAUCCUGGUCCUGAAGAUGGUACAAUGCUUGAGAGACCCAAAGCUCUCCCAGAAGGAUAUGAGAAUAAAUUAGUUUCAUGAAAAGACAAAGGAUAUAAAAGCUCAAGACCACAGCCAGGAGAGGCUGAUGAAACU